UGGUGAAAUCUGAUGGUGCAGAAUUGAUAUUUCCCAGAAGCAGGAGCUCCGAUGUUUGCGUUUCCUCCGCGCACACACCCACACCCAUCCCACUGCUCCACAAAACAGCAGCAUCUGACCUGUUUGGUGUCUUAGCGCUCGCCCACGCUGCAGAGCUUUAAUCUGUCAGUUCCAGCUCUUAUCAGGCUCUGAGAAUGACUAUUCGUCUAGACCACAAGUCACUUACAUUUAUCUGAUGUCACAGUUAACUGUAAAUGUGAACAUCUUAAUUAGGUCGCAUGUUUUGUUUGACUUCUUUAAUGGUGUUGUGACAAGCAGACUGAAAAAUUUGCAGCAGCUGCUUUUAGGUCAAGAAAUUGAAAAAAAAUGCUUUGUGGUUUGGAGAAAAAUGGAGGAAAUCUCAGCUGCUGACCGCAGCCAUCAGGCACCUGUCUUAGGAAUGUCAGUGCACAUUAACUCCUUUACUGGAUCGCUUUGUUUACUCUUUGAACCAGACCUCGUGGGCCAACUUGUCCAUUGGUCUCAUGUGUGCAGUGAUCCAUGAGUCAGCCUUGUGUCUGCUGCGCCUGCUGCUUCUGGUGGAGCUGUUCGCCCGUUCCUCGGCUCGUCCCACCCAGAACUUCUCCCUCUGUGGCGUGUUUGGGUCGAUGAUUCAUCAAGUGGACAAAUUGAUCAACUCAUCAAAAAAACUUCAUGGCUUGACAGAUGAUGGACUGAAACAUUUUGAGGUUGUGGAUCACAGGCUGGAGAGUCUACCUCAUAUACGCCACACAGCUGUCCACUUCUCCUCAUUGAAGGUCAAUGAGUCACUCUCUUUACUGUAUGGAUAUACUGAAUCCUUCAAGCUGCAUGAGAGCUGGCUAAAAACGGUGAAAGAAAAUUUCAGUUUGCCUUUUCAGUCAGAUGAGGGCGCCAUCAAUCACCUUGCACACCUGUCCAACCUAAUCGUUGCCUCUUUGCAUCAGAUCAAAGAAGAAGUUCCUUUGUUGCCCUCAUCGCCAUCAUUUCCUGUUGUCCCCACUGCCUUUGAUGCAACCCGGCUUUCCGUGGAAAUUUCUGAGCAGCUAAAAGUAUUUUGUCGUUGGUCCAAAAGGGUUUUAUUGUUGAUCAGAAGAAGAUCUGGCUGCAGCAUAAAGGAUUUGAGUUAAAUGUUUGGCCAGUGCUUUUCCGCUGUAACCACUGUAAAGCGGCUUAUUGCUGGAAUGCAAUAAUGCUAACACAGGAACCCAACUGAUGGCCUGAAGGUCAUGAAACUGCAGCUGUCACAUUGCUCUUUUAAGCAUCAUAUAUUGAGCAAAAUUUCACAACUUUAAUAAUGAUAAAAAUAAUAAUAACUUUAGAUUCCCAAUGAGUUCUGGUUCCACAUCCCAUGGUGCCGUACUAGAAUGUUUACAUGCUACUGUGGGGCAAUUAUGACACUUAACAGUGUACAACAAAAAUGAUUCAUAAACAAGGGGUAUGAAUAAUUUUAUCCAACAAUGUAUGAUCGGAUGUUAGUUUGUAAGACUGUAGCCGAAUCCAGAUACUUUCCCCUACCCCUACAGCUUCUCCCUAUCCCUACAUUUAUCCCUCCAAGCAGAGAGAUAUGGCAAAAAUAGUGUCUUCAAAUUCAAAUGUUGGUACCGCUUGAUGACAUCAUCUGUCGUCAUCUAUGUUAGUGUAUAGUGUACAGCCAUCCCUGAGUCGCUAUGGCUCCUCCUUGAAAAAACACUGACAGACACUGCUACAGCUUCAAAUGCCCCUACAAUUGGAGCAAUAGGGAGGAGCCAGAGGAGCAGGGAGGCAAUCCGGAUUCGGCCUAAAUCGCUACGGCUCCAGUUUAAAAAACACUUUUGGACAUCACUAUAGCUUCAAAUACCCCUACAACUGGAGCAAUAGGGAGGAGCCAGAGGGGUGUGAUUGUGGCCCUGUGACAGGCAGGGGACUCUGGACAGGUGGCCAGUCUACACAGUGGCCGGGAUAGACUCCAGCAGCCCCGUGACCCUGAAAGGGAUAAAAUGGAUUCAAAGAUGAAUGGAAAUACUGAAAAUACUGACAAUACUGGAAAAAUAUUGGUAUAAGGAUUAUUAUGUGCUUUUAAUAUUAGGGAAUUUCUUUGUUGUAACAAUUUUAGCUGGAGCUCAUUUCUAUAAUACUGAUUUAAAAUUCCUCUUGAGCACAGUUUCCAUUUUACUAAGAAUGUUUGACCCGUAUACAGCUUACAUAUGCAGGUUUACUUGGCCGCUAUCUGGCUUUUUAUGACCUUGGCUGAAUAUUGCUUCUUGAAAUAAGCCACAUGUUCACGAUAAGCCCUAACACGAGCCCACCUGACCCAACAGAAAUCUCAAUCAGAGGCCUAAAGGAGGCCGCUGAACCACUUGACCAGUUCUUAGUGUCUAAAGUGAAGUUUAGGUUGAAAAUAAUUAAAAUUAGACCUAUAUUAGCAAGCGAUAGCUUGAUUAAACCUUCACAGUAUUUAUUGGAAAAUUAUUACAUUAAGCUGAAAAUAAAGUUGAGUGCUGCAUACUGGGGUAAAACCAGAAUUAUACCCGGACAGUAAAAGUGAAGCUUCAUAUGGCAGAAAAUAUACAAGCCAAGUUUGCAACAGCUGACUCUUAAGAAAUGCAGUUCUGAACAAGUAAUUUGCUCAAACAUCUACAUUUGAGGAACAAUAAGGACCAUAAUGAUUAGCCAACGGUUUACAAAAAACGCACUGUGCAGAGGUACCUGUUACUUUUGUUCUCCCUGAGACUGUUUACAUUCACCGUGCCUGAUAAGUGUUUAUCUGUUUGAUGAGCUAAAUGACAAAAAAUAGAAAAACAAUUAUUUUUUUAACUGUUUAUUUAGCAUCUUAUUUAUGUAUUGUAUUCAUGUCAUUUAUUAGUGUUUAUUUGGAGAUGCAGGCAUCUCACCUUUAUGUUUAUUCUUUUAUACAGUAUUUAAUAUGGAUAUUGAAGUAUGGUCAUGUAAUCACUUACUGAAUACUAUUUAUAAGGUUUGUAUUUUUUAUACAUUUCGAUUUGUUUAGAAUUUCUUUCAUUAAACAUGACUUUUUAUUUAAUUUGUACUCUUCCAAUAACUGAAAAUAUGUCAUGCAUAUUGUUACUCGAAGACAUUAAAUAUAAAAUUGUUCAUUUUUUAACACUGUGCUUUAAUCAUUGAGUAUGCUCUUCCUGUAACAUGAUGCUGCUAUUAAA
Molecule: messenger RNA, 3176 nt
Organism: Oryzias latipes (Japanese medaka)
Lineage: Eukaryota; Metazoa; Chordata; Actinopteri; Beloniformes; Adrianichthyidae
Biological process (GO): positive regulation of MAPK cascade; positive regulation of cell population proliferation
Cellular component (GO): cytoplasm
Molecular function (GO): growth factor activity; cytokine activity
Source: RefSeq, a predicted model, not a curated record